Molecule: messenger RNA, 1123 nt
Organism: Xiphophorus couchianus (Monterrey platyfish)
Lineage: Eukaryota; Metazoa; Chordata; Actinopteri; Cyprinodontiformes; Poeciliidae
Gene: cenpw
Product: centromere protein W
Exons: 3
Coding region: 129-356 (75 amino acids)
Biological process (GO): kinetochore assembly; chromosome segregation; mitotic cell cycle
Cellular component (GO): kinetochore; nucleoplasm
Molecular function (GO): protein heterodimerization activity; DNA binding
Source: RefSeq, a predicted model, not a curated record
CUGGAAGGCACACAAGCGACUAAAAAGCACGAAGAACUAAUUGCGCCGGAAGUCAGAGGAGCGGGAGAUUGGAAAACGUAAACAGACUAAACAACCUUGCGAAUUGCAACCGGAGCAUUCACAAAAAAAUGCUGAAAAAGCCGUCGAAGCUGAAGAGCACCAUAAGGUCUAAAGCAAAGGGGAAGGUGAACAUCGCAGCGGGCUCGGAGGCGAUGAUUGAACUACUGACGCUACUGUUCCUGAACAGCCUGGCGGAAGAGGCGAAGGCCAAGGCGCUUGAGGAGAAAUCUGCAACAAUCAGAGCUCACCAUGUCAAAGCAGUGGCUAAGAAAGUGCUAAGAAAGGCAAGAGGAUGAAGAAGACGAGGAUUAUUGUAAUUAACUUCUUCAUAAACGUAUUUUCAUGCUUUUAUUUUUUGAAAUUUCUUUUGUUAAAAUGUUUUUUUUUUCUUUGUUAGUGUGUGUUUUUGGUUUUUUAAUAAAUUCUUUUAACUUGUAUUCUGGCUCUCAGUUGAGUUUUUUUCUCUCUCUCUCUCUUUGUCUCACAGCUAUAACCCAGAUGAUUCCAGACUAAUUUUAUAAUGUCUGAGUUUAUUUAUGACAUGAAACAGGCUUGUAUUUAGGGGCUUCUUCACAGCGCGUUAGUGCUCGACAUCCGCUCGGCUCUCGUCUCGCUCUCCGCUCAUCCAUCAUGGUUUCUGUCUUCAGCUGCACGCUUCACGGCUCCCUUCGAAUUCCUCGCUUCGUCACGGCACACAGAAUAUCUGCACCAUCAGAUGAUAUCCUGCUAAUUCCUUAUCACCACUGAGUUCUUUGCGAUCAGACGCCAAUCACAACAGGAAAGGUCAAAGUAAAGACAAAUGUUUUCAGCUUGUCUUAUGAAAGAAAUGACAGUUUCUUUUUUAUUUAUGGAUCAUUUUCCAAACGCAGCAAGUUCUGUUUAAGUGAUUGUGUCAAACAUUCAUGUGUUCAUGUUUUGUAGGAUCCUCUUUUGUCAUUUCAGCUGUGAUCUGUGAUGUUAUAUGAUACAUCAACACAGAAUAAUGUUUUUUUUUUUGUGAAGUGGAAAGAAAAUUCAGAAUGUUUUUGUUUUAUUUUCAAUAAAUAAGGAUCUGUAAAGUCUG